This is a messenger RNA of Diabrotica balteata, 618 nucleotides long. Lineage: Eukaryota; Metazoa; Arthropoda; Insecta; Coleoptera; Chrysomelidae. The record is from the annotation of a GenBank genome assembly.
AUGCCAGGUACAAAUUGUUGUGUAUCAAAUUGUAAAAAUUCAAGUAAGAAUAAAAAUAGUGGUUAUUCGUUUCACAGAUUCCCUAAACGCAGUUAUCUGGUAGAACAACGUCACAAAUGGAUUGUUGCAGUACAAAAGAUAAAUGGGUCUUCAUGGAUGCCCAAAAAGAAUGAUGUAAUUUGCAGCCAUCAUUUCUUAGGGCAAAAAAAGAGUAAUGAAUGUGCCAGCCCAAGUUAUGUGCCAAUGAUAUUUGAUUCAUCUCAAUUUAAAUCCAAAGAAUUUAGUACAGUGAAAGCAACACAAGCAAUUAACAGAUAUUCUCGUUACAAAAAACGUGUGAUGGCUUCAAGGUUUAAUAAGACUGCAAAUAAAAAAACACAAAUGGUUACAGUUACAGAGAGUGAUAUCAAUAGCCAACACAUGUUAACAUGUGGGACAGAGGAAGUAGUUUAUUUAAAUGAAUAUGUUAAGAUAGAAGAUGAUGUUAAAAUAGAAAAUAAUAUAUUCAAAAAUGAAGUUACUGAACGAUUGUAUUUUAAUAUGGAGGAUGUUAAGGUUGAAAUAAAGAGUGAAGUGGAGGAAUAUAAUCUAGAGGUAAACCAUAUAGAUCAAAUUUAA